AUGGCCCUUAAACUGACCAAAGAAGUCUUCAUUGUUGGCGCUAAGCGAACCCCCUUCGGUGGAUUCGGCGGUGCCCUCAAGGACUUCACUGCCAAUGACCUCCAGACUCACGCUAAUGUUGCUGCCAUGGCUCAGGCUGGCGUCGAUCCCUCCCUCGUCGACUCCGUGUGCGUCGGAAACGUCAUGCAGAGCUCCAGCGAUGCCGCUUACAUUGCCCGACAUAGUGCUCUCCGCGCUGGUAUCGACAAGGCCACCCCCUGUUUGACCGUCAAUCGACUCUGUGGGUCGGGUUUCGAAUCUAUCAACAUGAUUGCCAUGGAAAUCGAACUUGGCAUGACCCAGAUCGGUAUUGGAGGUGGUGCUGAAUCCAUGUCUCAGGCUCCUUACGCCCUCCGAGGUGCUCGAUUCGGCACUCGACUUGGCCAAGAUCUCAAGCUUGAGGACACUCUCUGGGCUGGUCUUACUGAUCAAAACAUCAAGCUUCCCAUGGGUAUCACCGCUGAGAAUCUUGCUGUUCAGUAUGGCAUCACCAUGGAAGAAGCUAAUGCCCAUGCUUACCAGACCCAGCAACGAUGGCUCGCUGCCAACGAGGCUGGUCAUUUCAAGGCGGAAAUGGCCCCAAUGGAUGUCAAGAUCCGCCGAAAGCCCGUCUCGAUGGAUUUUGAUGAACAUCCCAAGCCACAGACUACCCUCGAGCAGCUCAACAAGCUCAAGCCCGUCUUCAAGAAAGAUGGCACUGUGAAUGCUGGUAAUGCUUCUGGUGUCUGUGACGGUGCUGCCGCUGUCGUUGUAGCCUCUGCCGAAGCUGUCAAGGCGCACAACCUUACUCCUCUUGCUCGAAUCGUUUCCUUUGCUUCCGCUGGCUGUGAACCUAAAGUCAUGGGCAUCGGACCUGUCCCUGCUACCAAGCAGGCUCUUGCUGCUGCUGGUCUCACUUUGGAUCAGAUGGAUCUCAUCGAGGUUAACGAGGCUUUCGCUCCUCAAUUCCUCGCUGUCCAGAAGGAACUUGGCCUCGACAACGACAAGACCAACCUUUGUGGUGGUGCUAUCGCCAUUGGCCAUCCUCUUGGUGCCUCCGGUACUCGAAUCACUGGUCACUUGGCCCACGCUUUGAAUCGAACUGGCUCCAAGUACGCUCUCGGGUCCGCCUGCAUCGGUGGCGGCCAGGGUAUCACCAUCAUCCUAAAUUCGCUCAUGACCGCCACAGACACUAUUGGUAGCCGUAAAUCGGGCCGUAGCUGGAAGACCUCUAAGAAGCCCAUUCACACGAUGACACCAAAGGGAGCUAACUCACAAAAGAAAUGGAAAGCUAAGAUGGACGAAAAGCUACGUAUGCACCAGAUGAAGAUGAGGGAGCGAGAAAUAAUUGCUCAAAGGAAUGAAGAAAAGGAAGCCGAGCGUAUCCGUAUCGAAGAGAAGAAACGUCAGCAAGAAGAAAACGAAUGGAAACAGGCGAAGUCUCAGGGUCAAAUUGUGACGGACGCAAAGAAGAUCAAAAAGCUCGAAGCGAAAGAAAUAAAACAAAAGAAACGGGCCGCCCGACGAAAGUCGAAAAUGAAGGGACCAUCAAAGUUGAAAUAA
Molecule: messenger RNA, 1581 nt
Organism: Oikopleura dioica
Lineage: Eukaryota; Metazoa; Chordata; Appendicularia; Copelata; Oikopleuridae
Source: the annotation of a GenBank genome assembly